Messenger RNA from Ostertagia ostertagi, 498 nucleotides. The record is from the annotation of a GenBank genome assembly. NCBI's taxonomy places the organism in Eukaryota, Metazoa, Nematoda, Chromadorea, Rhabditida, Trichostrongylidae.
AUGAAUUCAAAGUGUCGUCUUCACAGAUGUGAUCGUGCUGUGGAUGGCACACUGGUCCGGAUAAGGACUCCAGCUAUUGUUGACUGGCAUGGGUUCCAAUCGGUGCAUGAUGCCGCUGUUUGGCGUAACUCCGCACCUGCUGCGGCCAUCAAUCGUGAAGUAACCGUGGCAGGUUAUUGCCUUCUUGGUGAUAUGGGGUACGGCAACGGCGGCGGAUUGACUACGCCAUUCCGGCCCACUACCGUCCAAGGGGACGCGCGGAAAAUGCGAUACAACCGCGAUCAUUGCCGUAUGCGAUCGAUCGUGGAGACCGUUAGUCGUCUGAAAUCGCGUUUCUCCAUUCACUCGUCAGAACUGAGAGUGGGACCUGAGCGCGCGUCGAAAAUCGUCAUAUUUGCGCCUCCUGCUACGCGACAGCUUGGAAGUAGGAAGGCGACAAUGGCACAUCCUGGUGCCGACGUAGCACACGUCCGUGCCUACAUCGUGGAGCGGAUGUAG